Staurois parvus is the source of this 279-nucleotide messenger RNA. NCBI's taxonomy places the organism in Eukaryota, Metazoa, Chordata, Amphibia, Anura, Ranidae. The record is from the annotation of a GenBank genome assembly.
AUGAUAGUUGUGAGCCCUGGGAAGUCAGUGAAGCUGAAUUGCACCUCGACAGCUACUGGAGAUCCCUAUAUGUAUUGGUAUAGGCAGCCGAUGACCGGAGGGGCUCUUGUGUCUAUAGUCAGAUCUGUUGGGAAAGGUUCGGUCACAGAGCUGACAGUCACCCAUUUUAAAGCCGAGAGAAACAAGGACAAAGAAGCUGAAUUCACCUUGGAAAGCGAUGAGAUUCAGGCUGAAGAUGCAGGGCUCUAUUACUGUGCGUGGAGUACCACAGAUGUAUAA